Messenger RNA from Microtus oregoni (creeping vole), 3789 nucleotides. It is a transcript of the gene Calb1, whose product is annotated as calbindin 1. Gene Ontology annotation, molecular function: calcium ion binding. Gene Ontology annotation, cellular component: nucleus; dendritic spine; synapse. NCBI's taxonomy places the organism in Eukaryota, Metazoa, Chordata, Mammalia, Rodentia, Cricetidae. The record is from RefSeq and is a predicted model, not a curated record. Bases 154 to 939 code for a protein of 261 amino acids. Gene Ontology annotation, biological process: regulation of long-term synaptic potentiation; regulation of presynaptic cytosolic calcium ion concentration. The transcript is spliced from 11 exons.
CGGAGAACUGGGUGCGGGGUGCAGAGAACUCCGGAGGACGCCCGAACGGAGCAGCACCGCGGACAGCGCCCGCCGCUCCGCGUCCAGCUCAGCCUGCGCUGCCCUCUCGCCCUGAGGUUCCUGCUUCGCGCUCUGAUAACUCGCCCCUGCACCAUGGCAGAAUCCCACCUGCAAUCAUCCCUGAUCACAGCCUCACAGUUUUUCGAGAUCUGGCUUCAUUUCGACGCUGACGGAAGUGGUUACCUGGAAGGAAAGGAGCUGCAGAACUUGAUCCAGGAGCUUCUGCAGGCGCGAAAGAAGGCUGGAUUGGAGUUAUCACCUGAGAUGAAAACCUUUGUGGAUCAGUACGGGCAGAGAGAUGAUGGAAAAAUAGGAAUCGUAGAGCUGGCUCAUGUCUUACCCACAGAAGAGAAUUUCCUGCUGCUCUUCCGAUGCCAGCAACUGAAGUCCUGUGAGGAAUUCAUGAAGACUUGGAGAAAGUAUGACACUGACCACAGCGGCUUCAUAGAAACCGAGGAACUCAAGAACUUUCUAAAGGACCUACUAGAGAAAGCAAACAAGACCGUGGAUGAUACAAAACUAGCUGAGUACACAGACCUCAUGCUAAAACUCUUUGAUUCAAAUAAUGAUGGGAAGCUGGAGCUGACAGAGAUGGCCAGGUUACUACCAGUGCAGGAGAAUUUCCUUCUUAAGUUCCAGGGAAUCAAAAUGUGUGGGAAAGAGUUCAAUAAGGCUUUUGAGUUAUAUGAUCAGGACGGCAAUGGAUACAUAGAUGAAAAUGAGCUGGAUGCUUUACUGAAGGAUCUGUGUGAGAAGAACAAACAGGAACUGGAUGUUAAUAAUAUUACUACAUACAAGAAGAAUAUAAUGGCCUUGUCGGACGGAGGGAAGCUCUACCGAACAGAUCUUGCUCUUAUUCUUUCUGCUGGGGACAACUAGAGUUGGUGGCCACAACCACUUGCUAGUGAUACAUUGUAUCUAAAAACAUAACUGUGCGCUAUAAAGGAGUAGGCUGUAUUUUUCUUUUAUAUCUGUAAAUCCUACUGCAUAGAGAUAAUUAUCCAGGAUGCGUGGCACAUUCUUUUCUGCUUGUUUCUAUACUGUUUGUAAUGUACAGUUUUUGUAACCAGAUAAUUGAAAAGAAGGAAGUCCAUGCUUAUGCCAAUUGGUACAGUCGAUUAAGAAAUGAAUCUAACGUGGUUUCGCUUUCAUAAAUGCAGCUGAACAUUUGGAGUUCCCUAAAAAUUCUACCAGCAUUCUUGUCAAAAAAUUCUAGUGUUGGAUGUGCAAACGCACAACUGUCACUGAAUAGAAUAUAAAUCAUAACAAGCCAAGCAUUUUUAUUUUAGAAGAUCGUGGGACUGUCCCACCAAGCACUUCUGUAUUGUUCCCAUCAAGUGGAGGGAAGGUGCCUCUGCAUCUGAAGCACAAAACGUCAAUCAAUAGUUAGUUAAUUAUGGCUUUAUUAUAAAACAUUCUCCCUAGAGAUUUAGUUUACUGAUCAGUGACAAUGUCUACUGCUUGAAUAGAAACCACACUAUUGAAUCCUGGUGACAAGGAAAGGGAGCCAGAUGACACCGAAAUCUGUCUGAUUCUAUGUCUAUAUUUCCAAGAAGUCUACUGCCAGAGAAUAUGACUUUAGCCCAUUUUCUAAAUUAUUUUCAUGUGUUUCCAGAUGACAAUUAUUCUAGUAAACUGCUGUUUUAUGUCAUAUUUGCUGUGUACACUCUCUGAUUAAAUUCAAUGUACUGAGUAUCCUGGUGUCUAGUUUGCAUACUUCCUGGAUUUUCUAUGUAGAAAUGUUGACCUCCACCAAGGGUAUCUAUUGGCUCUGAAAAUAUUUUUUUUUAGCUAUAACUACUCUAUUUUUACUAUGUAAUUGAUUUUAAUGUAAGAUUCAUAGCAACCUGAUUAUUGAAUGUUAAUUCAUCAAAAUUUUUGUGUAUCCUGUGGGUUCUAUAUUUCAUAUUGAGAUCAGCAUUCAAAAUAGUUCUACUCCUAUCUCCAGAGUCUCAGAUAGGUUCAAGAUAGAAUCAGAAGAGAAAUGCUAGUGUAAUCAUUUAGCUUAUCUAGUAAAUGAUAAUCUAAAACCUUCAUGGGCUCACACGUAGCUCAAUUUCAUGCAUUUUUAAGCUAGUAUAGCCUAUACUGGUUAUAGAUUGCAAAUAAUGACUAAUGACCUUAGAUUCUUUAUUGCAAAGCAAAACCCAAUGACAGAGUCUAUGAGUUCAUUGUUGCCAUUCAAGAGUCAAUGAAGGCCUGGAUCAGCUAGAAUAUUCCUAUUAAGCACUUUUUUUCUAGUUUUUAAAAAUAACAACAAAAAAUUGUGGGCCUUUUCCCUCAAGUGAAUAAAAAGGGAUCUGCCACAGAAAACAAAACAAACAACAAACAAAGAAAGAACCCCAUAUCCCAUGUAGGGAGGGAACAACAGACUGGCUUUUUGCUGUAGGAAUCAUUUGGAAGCAGUGGCGUUACACUGAAUUUAACUAUUAAGAAUAAAGAAAAUUACAUUACUCUCUCCUAUUUGUUUCUCCCCCCAAAGUGCUAGUGGAUAUGUAUUCUAUUAUCAAUUAGGGUAGAAAUGUAGAUAUUUUGAAUCAUUAUAUCUUAAGGGCUCUAAAAAAAACUUUGUUCAAUGAAUGGCUGACUAUAAGGCUUAGACAUAUGGAGAGUUUUUGUGAUUAACCAACAAAGAAAUCCCAGAAGAUCCAAAUAUUUAAAGAGUUCUUUUUUCUCAAGUUAUUUAGCCACAUAUUUUUUUAUGAAAGAUCUUGAAAGCAAGAGGAAUGUGCAAAGAUCUUUUUAAAUUUAUAGAAAAACGGCUGUUCGACAAAAUAGAUAUUAAAAUGGCACCAAGUUUCGCAUUCUUACAAUAAUGGUCGAACAAAAUCUACAGUAGAAAAAUAUAAUUGUAGUAGUUCUUCUCAUGUUGGUUUAUGUUUUAUUAGGGGUUGUGUUUCUUAAUUCAUCUGUUCAUUUUUCUGAGGCAGGGUCUCACCAGGUAGUGCAUACUGGUCUUGAACUCUUGAUCCUCUUGACUUAGCCACCCUAGUAACAGAAUUUUUCACACAAGUGGCAAAGAAAAUACAAAUUAUUCCUCAAUAUUAACAUUAAAAUAAACACAGUUGAGAAACAGGUAAGCUGACUAGGUAUUCACAAGAGGACAUUUCAUUGUCCAAUAAACAUAAAAAUAAUCAAUUUCAUUGUUAAUCAAAAGAAACACAAACUUUAAAAAUGGGAUCCUACUAGCUGCUCCUAAGAGAGUUGAUGAGGUUGUCGUAUAGUGGAAAUCCCCCCACUAUGUAAUGGAAACUUAAAGAAUAAACCCUUUGGAAAACAAUUUACCAUACCUACUAAAUUUGAUCAUUCUCUAGCAAAUUUCCAUAGCCUAGCAAUUAUAUACACAGUAUCAGUCUACUGGAGACAGGUUGAUACUAUCUCCAUCACCCAACAGCAUGGCAUUGAGGACAGAUUCAAACUAGAAACAACUGCAACUUCCAUCCACAGCAAAACUGACAAACUGUGGUCCACACACUCCAUACACUCAAAGAAAUGUUAUAAACCAACUUGAGUGCCUGAGCAGCUUCUACAAAGGAAUAAAGCCAGAAAUAGGGCAGCACAAACUCACUGUGUCAAGAGAAGUCAUGUAGUUAUUGUACUAAAUGUCAAGAUAGUGGCUAGUCCCAAAGAGAAGGGAGCAAUUCCUGGUGAGGGACAGAGGUGGGGUUUCUGGAUUCUUGGCAACACUCUAUCUCAGAACGUUAUAUGCGUGUGUUGAUUCUGUGAUGA